Nicotiana tabacum (common tobacco) is the source of this 1095-nucleotide messenger RNA. Its product is annotated as putative F-box protein At1g50870. The record is from RefSeq and is a predicted model, not a curated record. Gene Ontology annotation, molecular function: protein binding. NCBI's taxonomy places the organism in Eukaryota, Viridiplantae, Streptophyta, Magnoliopsida, Solanales, Solanaceae.
AUGGAAGGAACCCUCAGUGAAGUAACAAUUACUACCACCAAAAAGCGGCGGAUGGAGGAGAAGCGUGGAUUUGCAAGGGACAUGAUAUUCGAGAUAUUAACAUGGCUUCCGGCGAAAUCUCUGAUGCGAUUCAGGUGUGUUUCUAAAGCUUGGAACAGUUUCAUACGACAUGAUCCCCACUUUGUCAAGUUGCACAAUGCUCGUUCUCAAACCCGUCCUCUUGCCAGCCGCCUCUUAUUUGAAAUAGGAACACGCCAUCGUGAAGUUGUAGAAAGCACUUCCAAUUUCCCAACACAACUUGAAGGAUUCUCUUUACAGCUCGCACGUCCUCGUCAUUAUUUCGACUUUAAUGAAAUUACUAUUUGCUCAAAUCAUUACAAUGGCCUUGUUUGUUUCUAUAACCGUAAAGAUACUCAAACUUACUUGUAUAAUAUCACCACCGGUGAGAUAAAAGCUUUACCAUCUUCUCUGAGGCUUCCGAAAGGAUGGGGUCCUACGUUGUUUCUGGGAUUUGAUCAGGCCACGGAAAGAUACAAAUUGCUUCAUGUUAUUUUCUACAAGAAAAAACCAAGGAUCAAGAUUCUAACUCUAGGAACCACCUCAUGGAGAAUAAUCCGCGGAGAUCAGUAUCCCGUUUCAUGUUGUUUUCAUACAUGUAUCUUUCUCAAUGGGGUAGUUUAUUGGAUUGAGUAUCACAGGCCUGUUAUCUACUUCAACUUCACAGAAGAGAAGUUUGUAACUCUUUCGUUGCCACAAAGGAGUAGUUGGAAUACACUGAAUAAAAUGCAAACUGCACUUUGGGGAAAGUUGUCUAUCUACUGUCGCUUCCAACAUGAAAGGUGCAAUUUGGUAUAUGAUGAGGUCAACAAAAUUUUUGUGAAAUCUAACUCUACCUCCGACUUGGAGAACGAGAAGGUUGCCUUGCUUGCACCAAAAAACGUUGGUGAGAAAAUUACAGAGUGUGGAAACAUAGUUUUAGCAACAGGGAGUGUUAAUAGCGCCUCAACUUCGUUGGUAUUCCCUGAUCGUUUCAGGUUAGAUAAUGUUAGCAGUUUUGUUGAGAAUAUUAUCCCAUUAACGUUUAUUGAGGUUUAG